CGACGCCGCCGUCGAAUCAAAGAUCAGUUUUUUCCUAAUUUCUUCUUGCAUUAAUUAUCCUUGAAAAUUCUGUCCCAGAAAUUUUCAAUUAUCUUCUUGAAACUUGUUUGGUUCUUCUAUUCUAGAAGUCCCAACUUCACAAGCUCCACACUGAAUUUCCGAUUCAAAUCGCAUUUGGUUUUCUAUGCUUUUGUCUGGAAAGGCGGAAAGCAUUGGAAUUCGAAUUAGGGUUUGUUAAGUUUUUUGGGGUCCGGAAGAAAUUUAUUUGAGAGGGAAGAAUUGAAACCGAAUGCUUAGGCUCGGAUUUGGUACAGUAUCGCGUAAUCCGGAAGAUCUUCUUCUUCGUUCUUCUGCAUCAAUCUCAUCCUACACCCCUCUUCCUCAUUAUCGGUAGGGUUACGGGAUUGGCAUAGUGGAACCCUAGAAUUUAACCGUUUAAGAGGGUUUUCCAAACAAAAGGCUUCCAUUCCAUCUGGAAUUUAAUUUACUUCAAUUCCACUGCAGCAAUAGUUUGCAGACAGGCCGCUUAGUAUCUCUAAUAUAUCAUAAUGAAUGCCCCAAUUAUAGAUCCACUGCAGGGGGAUUUUCCAGAGGUCAUAGAAGAGUAUCUGGAGCAUGGAACCAUGAAAUGCAUUGCAUUUAACCGUAGGGGAACACUUCUUGCUGCUGGAUGCUCUGAUGGAAGCUGUGUUAUAUGGGAUUUUGAGACCAGAGGAAUCUCAAAAGAACUCAAAGAUAAGGAUUGUGUUGCUGCAGUCACUAGUGUAUGCUGGUCAAGAUAUGGCCACCGCAUACUUGUAUCCGCUGCAGAUAAAUCUUUGAUGCUCUGGGAUGUUGUCAAAGGAGAGAGGAUAACGCGCAUGACCCUUCAACAAACCCCGUUGCAAGCUCGUUUACAUCCCGGUUCCUCUACCCCAACUACUUGCUUGGUGUGCCCUUUGUCAUCCGCUCCAGUGAUUGUUGACUUAAACACUGGAAGCACAAUUGUGCUUCCCGUCUCAACUCCUGAUGCAGGGAAUGGACUUACACAGCCCUCGCGCAAUAAAUUUUCGGAUGGAUCUGCACCUUUCACGCCCACCGCAGCCUGCUUUAACAAGUAUGGAGAUCUGGUUUAUGUUGGAAAUUCCAAAGGGGAAAUACUUAUACUUGACUAUAAAACGGUCCAGGUGCUUGGUAUUGUUUCCAUUCAAGGUAGUGCUGUGGUAAAGAAUAUUGUAUUCAGCAGGAAUGGACAAUUUCUUUUGACAAACUCUAACGAUCGCAUUCUCAGGAUUUAUGAGAACCUUCUUCCUUUGAAAGACGGGCUUAAAGGCAUAUGCAAUGCAAGUGAUAACUUAAAUGAUCUAGAAGGGAUAGAGAAAUUGAAAGCUGUAGGGUCUAAGUCUUUAGCCUUAUUUAGGGAAUUUCAAGAUUCCAUCACCAGAGUGCACUGGAAGGUGCCAUGUUUUAGUGGUGAUGGAGAGUGGGUAGUUGGUGGUUCUGCUAACAAAGGAGAGCACAAAAUCUACAUUUGGGAUAGGGUUGGACGUCUUGUUAAAAUACUUGAAGGCCCAAAGGAAGCGCUGACAGAUUUAGCAUGGCAUCCUGUCCACCCUAUUGUUGUUUCAGUUUCACUACCUGGGUUGGCCUAUAUUUGGGCUAAGGAUUAUACUGAGAACUGGAGUGCAUUCGCUCCAGAUUUCAAAGAACUUGAGGAGAAUGAAGAGUAUGUAGAAAGGGAAGAUGAGUUUGAUCUGGUGCCUGAAACAGAAAAGGCUAAAGAGUCAGAUGUUAAUGAAGAUGAAGAAGUUGACAUUGUGACCGUGGAGAAAGAUACAACUUUCAGCGACUCUGACACAUCUCAGGAUGAAAUACUUUUCUUGCCAGUUGAUCCUACGCCUGAUCAUCUUGAGCAGCAGGACAAGUGUGUUGGUAGUACUUCAAAGCCAGGGGACAGCAAUCAGUCAGGAUCCCCUCAUUCAGAAGAGGCUGAACAGAACGGCCGAACUUCUAACCAUGAAGCCAGUCCACCUGAAGCAUUGGAUAAUUCUGCUGCCGAAGAUACAAGUGCAAAAGGGCUGAAGAGGAAAAGGAAGCCUUCCGAGAAGGUAUUGGAGUUGCAGGCUGAGAAGGUUAAAAAACCAUCUCAGAAGAAAACAUCUGGUAAACGUCAAAACUAGAAGUAAUGUACAGUUCAAGAGGGAAUCAUUUUUUGAAACUUUUGUGGCGGAAGACAUAUGUUUGCUUUAUUGUAUCAUUGCCUAAUCCUACACUAGGAGAACCCUUAGUCCCUUCUUCUGUUUUGUGGAAGGUUCUGAAAAUUUGACCCCACAGUAUCACCCUUUCUCAACAACUAAUGUUCGUGCUAUGUAUUUAUUUAUUGAAAAUGCAAUUCUUUAUCAAUGCAAUCUUAUUUAAUGAAAAUAAAAUUCUUGAUCAAUU
This is a messenger RNA of Cuscuta campestris, 2421 nucleotides long. The record is from the annotation of a GenBank genome assembly. NCBI's taxonomy places the organism in Eukaryota, Viridiplantae, Streptophyta, Magnoliopsida, Solanales, Convolvulaceae.